AUCAGAUCAGAUAAGGUACAGACAAGUCGAUAAGAAGUAAGAACUUCACUCUUCUUCUUCUUCUUCUUCCACAAAACAAUGCUGUCUGCAACUGUAAACACCCACAUACCAAUCUCUGUUUCAAAUCUAACCAAACCCUAUUCUUCUCCAUUCAUAUCUCCAACUCAUCUCCAUCUCUUCACAGUCCAUUCACCUUCAUCAAAAACCCUACUAAAACCCAUCUCAGCCUCUCUCAUCCCAGCCAAGCCACCGCCCGUCGGUCAAAACCUAUACCAACCCUUCAGACCUCCGCCUUCUCCGCUCCCUUCUCAGUACAAAACCCUCGACACCGUCGGAAAAAUCGACGUCCUCUCAAACCGCCUUGGUUUAUGGCAUGAAUACGCUCCUUUAAUCACUGCGCUUAUGCAAGAAGGGUUCUCGCCGCCGUUGAUUGAGGAAACCACCGGUAUCUCUGGUGUUCAGCAGAAUUGUCUUAUCGUCGGAGCUCAGGUUCGUGAGUCUUUGAUACAGUGCAAUACCCCAGAGGAAAUUGUGUCUGAAUUUGAUACAGGCGGCGCUGAGUUAUUGUAUGAAAUUCGGCUGCUGAGCGCUUCUCAGCGCACGGCGGCUGCGGCUUACAUUGUCAACAACAAGCUGGAUACGAAAGGGGCUCAGGAUUUGGCUCGGGCCAUGAAGGAUUUUCCUAGCCGGCGUGGGGAUGUUGGGUGGGAAAGUUAUGAUUUUACUCUCCCUGGAGAUUGUUUGUCUUAUAUGUAUUUUAGACAGGCUAGAGAACAUAGGAACCCGUCGGAGCAGAGGGCUAAUGCUUUAGAGUUGGCGUUGGAGGUUGCUGAGUCCGAAAAGGCGAGAAAUGAGGUUGAAAGGGAGAUGAGUGGAGACGGUAAAGGAGGAGAGGCGGUGAGAGACGUUCCGGAUGUUCGAGUGCCGGUUGUUAGACUGCGAAUCGGGGAGGUUGCUGAGUCGACUAGUGUGGUGGUUUUGCCUGUUUGUAGAGCGGAAUAUCGGGAAAACGAGAUUUCGGAAGCUCCGUGGGAGUGUAAGAGCGAAGGCGAGUUUGGCGUAGUGGUGGCGGAGAAGGCUUGGAAUAGAUGGGUGGUGUUUCCGAGAUGGGAGCCGCUUUUGGGGUUGGAUAAAGGAGGAGUUGUGAUUGCGUUUGCGGAUGCUAGGGCAUUGCCUUGGAAGGCAAAUAGAUGGUAUAAAGAAGAGUCAAUUUUGGUUGUAGCUGAUAGAGGGAGGAAGGAAGUGGAUGUAGAUGAUGGGUUUUAUUUGGUACUUACUGGCGGAAGUGGCGAUGGCCGGAGCAGCGAAUUGAAGGUAGAGAGGGGUUCCACAUUGAAGGAAAGAGGUGUAGUGGAGAGUUUAGCGACUGUUGUGUUGGUGGUUCGGCCGCCGAAAGACGAGAUUGAUGAUCAAUUAGCUGAUGAAGAUUGGGAUUGAUAAAUGUUUGUUAAUGAGCAAUGCAAUAUAAAUCUUUUGAUCAUAUGGGAGUUAGAUUUGGUGAAGAAACAUAAGCUUUACAUUUACAAUACCCAAUAGCAGAAUUUUGCUAUUAGUUUUGUUGCCAAAAUAAGUACUAUUGUUGUAUUUAGAUUACUAUGCAAAAUGUUAUUAGGUCAAUACAUUUUUUGUAUCAAAGUUUGUUAUUUAUGCAUUUUUGAAAUAAAAUUGGACUUUUAAAGUCAUAAUUUGAUA
Molecule: messenger RNA, 1692 nt
Organism: Mercurialis annua (annual mercury)
Lineage: Eukaryota; Viridiplantae; Streptophyta; Magnoliopsida; Malpighiales; Euphorbiaceae
Product: rubisco accumulation factor 1.1, chloroplastic
Exons: 1
Coding region: 79-1437 (452 amino acids)
Cellular component (GO): chloroplast
Source: RefSeq, a predicted model, not a curated record